AUGGCUACAGUCACUGUGGAAAAGCUCCGCGAGAGCCUGGUCUCAGAGGCAACCCCCCUGCCCGUCCGCUUCCGCGCCCUCUUCUCUCUGAAGCACCUUGCUGUCACGGACAAGAGCGCGGCAGGCCCCGCCAUCGAGAGCAUCGCGGCGGCGUUUGCAUCGCCCUCUGCCCUGUUGAAGCACGAACUCGCCUACUGCCUGGGUCAGACUGCUAACGAUGCUGCUGUUCAACCCCUACGCAGAGUUUUGUGCAACCUAGAGGAAGACUCCAUGGUGCGCCACGAGGCCGCCGAGGCCCUCGGUGCCCUGGGCCAUACUGAGAGCCUAGAGCUGCUGAAGCAGUUUCGUGAUCGCGAGGGCGAGGAUGUCUCUGUCGUGGAGACUUGUGAAAUCGCGAUUGAUCGUAUUGAAUGGUCCAACUCCCAGGAUAGACAACAGGAGACGCUCAAGCAAAGUGACUUUGCAUCCAUCGAUCCUGCCCCUCCGGCCGACGAAACCGAACAAAAUGUCGAGGAGCUUGGAAAACGGCUCAUGGACGAAAAGUUACCGCUGUUCCUUCGUUACCGCGCCAUGUUUUCGCUCCGAGAUCUGGCAUCGCCACCUGACCUGCCGACCGCCGUACCAGCCGUCCUUGCACUUGCCAAGGGUCUCGCCGAUCCUUCUGCACUCUUCCGUCACGAGAUCGCCUUCGUUUUUGGUCAGCUCUCACAUCCUGCUUCGAUCCCAGCCCUGACAGCAGCGCUCAGCAACGUUGACGAGGCAAGCAUGGUACGCCACGAAGCCGCCGAGGCUCUUGGCAGUCUUGGAGAGGAGGAGGGUGUUGAGGAUAUUCUGCGGCCUUUCCUCCAUGACAAGGAGAAGGUGGUGCGCGAAAGUAUAAUCGUUGCGCUCGAUAUGGUCGAUUAUGAGCAAAGCGGAGAGGCUGAAUAUGCGCUGAUCCCAGAAGUCGUUGGCACUUCGGCUUAA
Cordyceps militaris CM01 is the source of this 966-nucleotide messenger RNA. Its product is annotated as HEAT repeat protein. Lineage: Eukaryota; Fungi; Ascomycota; Sordariomycetes; Hypocreales; Cordycipitaceae. The record is from RefSeq and is a predicted model, not a curated record. Gene Ontology annotation, biological process: peptidyl-hypusine biosynthetic process. Gene Ontology annotation, molecular function: deoxyhypusine monooxygenase activity. The coding region runs from base 1 to 966 and encodes 321 amino acids. The transcript has 2 exons.